Molecule: messenger RNA, 1165 nt
Organism: Gossypium arboreum
Lineage: Eukaryota; Viridiplantae; Streptophyta; Magnoliopsida; Malvales; Malvaceae
Product: succinate dehydrogenase subunit 3-1, mitochondrial-like
Exons: 3
Coding region: 217-822 (201 amino acids)
Biological process (GO): mitochondrial electron transport, succinate to ubiquinone; tricarboxylic acid cycle
Cellular component (GO): membrane
Molecular function (GO): succinate dehydrogenase activity; electron transfer activity
Source: RefSeq, a predicted model, not a curated record
AUUGUUAGAUUGCCACAUAAUUGAUCCAAAAUUUGUAUAUCAUGUCAACGCCGCAUCGCUUAAACCCUAAAACCGAACCUAAAUAGGCCUAAGCCCAAUAAUAUCUAUUUAUGUUUUCUUGCAGAGCAGCUUCCUCCUUCCAUUAUAUAACCCCACCGUUUCACUCCGUGUUUCUUUUCUGCAGGCUAAGCAAUUUUGAGACUCUUCCAUUUAGCAAUGGCUUCUUCUCUAGCUCUUAAGAGGCUCGUCUCAUCCAACAUCCUCCCUAACUCCUUACGCGUCGCCAUCGCUCCAUCCACCUCCAGACUCUUUAAUACCAACGCCGCCACGCCUGAUGACCACGAUGAUCGCCGUCGUGCUGACGGUUUCUUCUCAGAUCUGCAGGGGCGGCGCCAGGGGGCCAAAAAAGAUGUGUUUGAUCCUUUGUCUCCAACAAGGAGCCUGAACAUGAUGGAUCAAGUCAAGGGGAAUCGAUUUCUCUCCACAUCCCGUGACAUUCCAGGGCUUGGGAGCGAGGCCAAAGAAUCAAACCUUCGCCCGUUAUCUCCUCAUCUUCCUAUUUAUAAGCCACAACUUUCUGCGACUCUUUCAAUUACCAAUAGGAUCUCCGGGGUUUUCCUAACUACUGCACUUUUGUUCUCUUAUCUUCUUUCUCUGAAAAUGGGUUCAAUUUGCUUCACCUAUUCGAAUUUCUACCAAUUCUUCUUUUAUUCAGCAAAACUUGCCCCACUUACCGUAUCAAUUGCUGCAUUGGCCGUUUCCUAUCAUCUGUGUUAUGGGGUUCGUCAUUUAUUGGCGGAUUUUUCGGGAAAGCUGAGGUGAAGAACGGUGAGGAGGAAAGGAUGUGAUUCAGCUUCAAAUCGACUGAUUUGCUGGCUUGGUAAGUUUUUAUUUUGUCUGGGCCUUUCUGGGUUUAGGUAAGCACUUUGUUUGGCAAAAUAAAGAAUGUGUUAAUGGUUUUUUUUUUUUUGGAAUAAAUGGAACCUUGGUGUUGAGUAAAAAGAAAACCUUGUUAAUGCCAAAAGCAUCUUUGAACUUGUCAACAUAGUGAUCUGUGUUGAAUUAGUGGUUUGAUUCGAUGGAUUCUGCUAAAUCUUUGAUUGGGAGAGCUGUAACCAUUAACCGUUCCCCUUUGAAUAGUAUGAGCUUUGAUUCGGAGUUUAAA